AUGGGUAUUUUCAGCAAAUUGGUUAAGACCACCGUCGCCGGCAGUAUUGCCUCGGUCGGUGUCUUCUGGGGCGCCACGCGCAAUGACAUUUUCGAGACCAUGGACAGCUCCGAUCCCAUCUUCCAAUCGGCCUUUUUCAAAAAGUUCAACCCGAGCGGCAACCCAACUCUUCAUGAUGUCUGCGUUCGUCGCAUCCCGCUAGACAAGAUCCAGCCCUCACUUAUUGAGGAGAAGGGCAAGCUGGUGGAAGCGUUCUGUGCCGGUGUGUGGGGUGGCAUGGGAUACAUUCCCCAGCGAGCCUUCCUUGAACGAAAGUACCGUGGCCCCGAAACUGCCGACCACCUCUGGGACCGAUCAGACCUCCUCAAAAACAAAUACGAAGUAGGAACCAUCAUCACCGACCACUUUGAAGUCGUCGAGAAGACGGAAGACCGCAUUGUUGUUCGCUGCGGUGACUCCCCACGCAUCCGUGAAGUCCGUCCCUCUGACGGCCUCUUCGAAAUUGCUGCUGUGGUCAAGAGGGAUCAAGGCGUGGCCGAAUUCAGUCUGAAGAGCUGUUUCUACCAGGGUCUCGGGAAGGCGGAAGCUGCACCCAUGGAUGAAAAGGUGGCUUGGGCACACCGGCAGUAUACUAAGUUGCUGCUGGAAACCGCCGUGCUGAAGAAGUGCGUCCAGUAA
This is a messenger RNA of Penicillium egyptiacum, 678 nucleotides long. Lineage: Eukaryota; Fungi; Ascomycota; Eurotiomycetes; Eurotiales; Aspergillaceae. The record is from the annotation of a GenBank genome assembly.